Fraxinus pennsylvanica is the source of this 1086-nucleotide messenger RNA. The record is from the annotation of a GenBank genome assembly. NCBI's taxonomy places the organism in Eukaryota, Viridiplantae, Streptophyta, Magnoliopsida, Lamiales, Oleaceae.
AUGGGCAAUAUUGGGAGUAGUGGGGUGCAAGGGCGGAGGAGGAGUUCGAGCAGGCGGAGCCACCCACCUCCGCCACCUCCUCCUCCUCCACAGGCUCCGCAACCAGAGAUCACAGCAAACAGGUAUGUUUUCGCGGCAGCGACUCCGUACCCUACAUCCCAAUACCCGAACUCCAACGUUCCUGGUUAUUACCAACAGUACCCGGGGUACUACCCGCCUCCACCGCCCUCGAUGCCGGUGCCUCUUCCCGCUCCUUAUGACCACCACCAUGCGGCUGCCAACGCCAAUUGGGUUAACGAGCGGUACCCGUAUGGGCCGCCGCCCAUGAUGCAGCCUCCGGCGCCAUACGUUGAGCACCAGAAGGCGGUUACUAUUCGAAAUGAUGUUAAUUUGAAGAAGGAAACUUUAAGGAUCGAACCUGACGAGGAGAACACUGGGAAGUUCCUCGUUGCUUUCACUUUUGACGCCACAGUGGCUGGAAGCAUGACCAUAGUUUUCUUUGCUAAGGAGGGUGAAGAGUGUUGCCUGACUCCAACGAAAGAAAGCUUACUUCCACCUAUUGUGAUACCUUUUCAACAAGGUUUGGCCCAAAAAUUUAAACAAACCCCUGGAACAGGGAUAGACUUUUCAAUGUUCCAGGAGGCAGAAUUGUCGAAAGUUGGUGACAUGGAUGUGUACCCUCUAGCAGUUAAGACAGAGGCUUCCAUAGACAACGAAAAUGGAAACUCAGACAGUGGAUCCAAGAAUUCCCAAAUAACCCAGGCUGUGUUCGAGAAGGAGAAAGGUGAAUAUCAGGUUAGGGUGGUGAAGCAAAUAUUAUGGGUUAAUGGCAUGAGGUAUGAACUACAAGAGAUUUAUGGGAUUGGAAAUUCAGUUGAGAGUGAUUUUGAUGGGAAUGAUCCUGGAAAAGAAUGUGUCAUUUGCCUCUCAGAACCCCGAGAUACGACCGUCCUGCCUUGUCGACAUAUGUGUAUGUGCAGCGAGUGCGCAAAAGUAUUGAGGUUCCAAACAAAUAGGUGUCCGAUUUGCAGACAGCCAGUGGAGCGGCUUUUGGAGAUAAAGGUCAACAAUGGGACUGAUGAAUGA